AUGAAAAUAGUCUUAUUCCUGGGUAGUAUGGCUAUGCUGUGCAUGGUGGGAUAUGUGACUUUUAAGCAUAAAGGUGAGUCAAUGAAAUUGGCUUUGCAGGUGCUGGCUGACUUACAAGCGGUUAAAUUGAAACUGCAAGAGGCUUGGCAUACACCAAGAGAUAAACCGAUUGAGAACGUUUUGGCGGGUGACUUGGAGAAUAUUGAGAAGAAGAUCUUGACUAUGGAGAAGAAUAGAGAGGUGGAAGAACACCCGGCUAGUAUUUUAGAUGGAAGUAAAGCUAGUUUGACUACUAAAACGGCUGUAAACUUAAUGGCUAACAGAUUGGCGGAAGAUUUGAUUGAGCAGUACUUAAGAGGAGAAAUACCUGAAUCUUUGCCUCAGUUAAGAAGGAAAACUUCGUUGUUUGAUCUGCCGAAUCUGAAAUCGGGCGGAAUGGUUCAUAAAGCGACUUGUCCUCCUCCGAAUGGCAGGCGUCCGAUUGAUAAGCAACCUAUGCCAAGGCCUGGUAGACCUAGUAAGCCGACUAAUCCUAUGCGGCCUAGUUUACCUCCUAUGCCCGUUAGGAAUAAGGUACAACCGGUUCAGGUGGGAACAGAUACUUUAGCUACGCUUAAGAUGGUGCCUGCAUCUGCAGUAGAGACUAGUUCAGCUACUAAGGACGAGAAAGAAGGAGGAGCCAAAGUUACUCAGGCCCGGUUCGUAGGCCAAAGAGUCGCACAAAUACCAAGUCAAAACCAGGAAGACUCUAGCUUUGAGAAGAUUCUCGCGACAUUCCAAAAGAACUCAACUAUGCCCUCAUUCAAGGAAUUAGCGAAACUCACCCACGCAUUCUUAGAACCCAAACCUACUUCUAAGGCUCUUCGUCCUCUUCAGAUCAACUACAAGCCUUCUCCUGCUCCUCUUAAGAAGGAAGAGACCGAAGAACAAACCGAAUCAGCCGAUUCAUUCGGACCGACUGAAGAAGCUCUAGAAGCCGAUACCACCACUGCUUCAGCAGCCAAAACACCUAAAGCAACCAAAACAACCACCACUCCCAAUGCUUCUCAUGAAGCCAGUAAGCAAGAUAAGUCGGCCAACAAAUAA
Molecule: messenger RNA, 1086 nt
Organism: Nematocida homosporus
Lineage: Eukaryota; Fungi; Microsporidia
Exons: 1
Coding region: 1-1086 (361 amino acids)
Source: RefSeq, a predicted model, not a curated record